Messenger RNA from Aphis gossypii (cotton aphid), 1363 nucleotides. RefSeq lists its product as uncharacterized. Lineage: Eukaryota; Metazoa; Arthropoda; Insecta; Hemiptera; Aphididae. The transcript is spliced from 6 exons. Gene Ontology annotation, molecular function: protein dimerization activity. The annotation marks the transcript as partial. The record is from RefSeq and is a predicted model, not a curated record.
GCAAAAUAUUGCUUUCAGGGGUCAUGAUGAAACAGUAAUAUCCCAAAAUCGAGGUAAUUUCAUAGAACUAUUAAAAGUUGUUGGAGAAUAUCAUGGAUCACUUAUGGCUCAUUUAGAUAAAAUUUGGUCAACGGAAAGAAAUCGAAUUACCUUUUUAUCCCAUGAAAGCCAAAAUACCCUUUUAAAUAUUUUGGGAAAUCAAGUGCGUUUUUCAAUAGUUAAAGAAUUAAGGGAUGCUGAAUUAUUUGCAGUAAUAAUAGAUACUACUACUGAUGUUUCCAACAUAGAACAAUUUACUUUUGUUGUGAGAUAUAUUUAUGAUGGUAGACCAUACGAAAGAUUAUUAUGUUUAGAAGCAGCCAUAGAUGCAACGAGUAAAGGAAUGUUUAAUACUUUUUGUCAUAUUACCAACAAAUACCAAAUUGAUUGGAGAAAAGACUUGUGCGCCCAAGCAUAUGAUGGAGCUGCUUCGAUGCAGGGAAAGUAUUCUGGAUUACGAACUUUUAUACAAAAUAAAAACCCUAAAGCAUUAUAUAUUUGGUGUUUCGCCCAUAUUAUGAAUCUUGUUAUAGUUGACACUUUGGAUAAAUCUAAAAAUUUAGAUUUUAUUCAAGCUCUUCAUCUAAUUGAUAAAACUAAGCAGCUAUUAGAAGCACUACGUUCAGAUGAACAAUUUUAUGAUCUUGUUAAAGAUGCUAAGAAGUUUGCUAUGGAUAAUAACUUACCAGAAACACAUUUUGAGGAAUGCCGCAUACAUAUAAGAAAGAAAAUGCCAGGGGAACAAGUAAAUAAGGAAAUUACUACUUCAAUGUCAGAAAAAUUCAAAAUUGACACAUACUUUAUGGCUUUGGACCUAAUAAUAUCUUCAAUUACCAAUAGAUAUGAUGAGGCUCGAGAAAUUUUAAAAGAUUUAGCCCUUCUCUCUCCAAAUCGGCUAAUGGAUGUUGCCAAAUCUACUAAUGAAUUGCCUACUGAUUCAUUUGUUCAUUUGUCACACUGGAUUAAAGACAUACAUUUAGAAAAAAAUAAAAAAGAAUAUAUUGUAUUUAGCAAAAACAUCACAGAGCUUAUAAGUGGCAUGACAUUACCUGCCAAACUUCAUUCCGAUUCAUCGCUAAAUACAGCGGAUAUUAUAUAUUCAGAUGAACAAUCUUCAUCAGAUGAAGAAUGUGUGAUUGAUAAAAAUACUAAAAAUAAUUGUACAACAGCAAUGGAUAUUAUGAAUCUAAUUUCAAGUUAUGAUUUAAAACAGGCAUUUCCUAAUUUAUAUUUGGCUUAUAAAGGUUUAUGUACCAUUCCAACAACAUCAGCUUCCGCAGAAAGGAGUUUUUCCAAGUUAAAUCUAAUACCAACGACUGAUUAA